CAGCGGACCAUUAAACAGCGUAUCGCCAGCUUUACUGCGAUUGGUAGGGCUUUGUCUACGCUCUUACAGCUCUUAUGGCGAUCACACUUGCAAUGGUGAUGUGCUUGAAUUUGUAAAGGAUAGUGCCUGAAUAAAUUUAUUAAAUCGCUGGUAAGCGUUUACUUUAUUAGAAGCGCAAGUGUAGUGUGUGUGUGUGAAAAUUGAGCGCGGAGAUUUAUUGAAUAAUAAGACAUGAAAUGUGUGAUAAAAUUUUACAAUACAAAAUUGGAAAGAAAAAUUGCAUAAAAUUACACAACAAGCUCAUCGCGACUUUAACAAUUGAAAUUUUAUUGCAACUUAAAUAUCUGUGCAUACGUCGCCACAUAGAGGCCACACACCGUCAUUUGUACAAAUAAAUAAAUGAAAGUGUGUUUAUGUGUAUAAGAAAUAUUUUUGGCUUAACACACGCACGCAAAUGUGUUUGCUCUGCUGCUAAACGUCACCAUAUCCUUGCUAGUCACAAGCUCCUGCCAAGCGUAUUCGCACAACGCAAAGCCGCAUAUCAUUGUAAGCGUUGAGGUUUUCUCUUCUUUCGCGCUCCUCUAUUUAUAUUAUUAUCAUCAUUCGUCGCUCAAUCAUCCGUUUGCUCAAUUUUGUCAAUACAGUCACUGCGUUGCAUACGCUAAGUAAUGCUCAUUCUUCAAGAUACACAAUGGCAUAACGUUAUGAGAUUAGUAACAACAACAGACAAUUGAACAUCAUUUAAAGACAUUAUCAAAUGACGAACGACAAUUGAAUUUGUUGUAAUCAAUAAAAUACGAGACUAAUGUGAGCCAAUACAUCAAAUAAGCAACAAAAAAAAGAAGGCUCUUAUUGCAAGUGUGAAAAGAAGGAGAGAUUGAGAGACGGUGCUGACAGCAUGUGGUGCCGGCACAAUAUAUAAAUAGAGUGCAAGCACCAAAGUGGCGGACUGGUAAUUGACAAACUCCUACAACAACAACAAGUUUACACAAAUAGAAUAUUUGUUGGCGUAAAAAGUACGCAGGCAUAUAACGGAAACGGAAAUAAAUCGGAAGCGAAAGCAUAAUUGAAUUUACGAGCAUCCGUAACGCCUCCGUACGUCCACUCUCACUAUUUUUCUUCAACGCUGAGUAAUGAUUACAGGAAGUAAUGAGAAAGUGUUAAAUACAAAUUAAGAAACAUAAAUGAAGAACGCGGUGAAAGCUCAUAAAAUAAAUUAAAGCAAUCUUUGAGUGUUAGUGUAGGAUUUAUAUCUGAAAAUUCUCAGAAAUCUUUUUUUGAAAUUUUUGUAGUCCGUACAUCACUAAGUGUCACGUAAAAUGACAAGAAGUCAUAAAAAGCAUUAAAUUUACCUUUCUUUAAUCAACAAGCAAGCUUUUUAAAUGAAAAUCACACUUAAGCAUAAUAAUAACGGUAAAAUAAACUUAAUUUCCCGUCGCUUGAAGUGAGAAGAUCAAAUAAUAUAACAGAACAGUAAAAAACAGUAACUUUUUGCUGUUGGACGUCCUAAAAGCCAUCGUCAGCCACAUUCACAAUGGCUGACUUGGAACGCAUAAGACUGGUUAUCCUGGGCGGUGCUGGUGUAGGCAAAUCAUCCAUCAUCAAACGUUUUCUCUUCAAAACCUACACAGACAAAUAUCGUGCCACAGUUGAAGAUCUUUUUAAUCGCGAAUACGAUUUGGGCGGCGUUACACUGAAGGUUGACAUUUUAGACACUUCCGGCGAUAUGCAAUUUCCCGCUAUGCGACGUCUGUCCAUUGCCACCGCACACGCUUUCAUGCUAGUCUAUGCGUCCACGUCUGCGUCGAGUUUUCAAUGUGUCAAACAGUGUUUCGAGGAGAUACGUGAGCAGCGCGCUGACUUCCAGGAUAUUCCCAUUGUAAUCGCCGGCAAUAAAUCUGAUUUGGCCAAUACACACAGAGAGGUGCGACUGGAAGAAGUCACCGACUGGGUCUACUGUGAAUUGCCGCGAUUAAGAGCGAAAGUGCUGGAAUGCUCCGCCAAAGAGGAUCAAAACGUGACUGACCUCUUCAAAACGUUGCUGUCACUGUCGCGAUUUCUGCCAGUUGGGAGCAAUAAUGACGGCACAAGUGGAAUAAAGCGACGUUCUUCGGCAUAUGUUAGCGCAUCGUCAAGUAGAAAUCGGCAAAGUGUGCGAAAAGGUGUGGGUGCAACAAACGUCAGUGGAAUAUGGCCUAAACACAAACUUGGUACAGACAAGAAUCGCAACGCCAGUCCAUCCGUUUCCGUUGAUAAAAACUCCAGUUUGGUCGAAGCGGUUGAUCCAGCCGCCAACAGCGAUGCCAAACUAAAGCCCAGAUCUAGGUCACUCAUACGUCGCGCAUCACGUAAAACGAAACAGCAAAUCAACAACGCAACCGAUGACUGUAAUUUCCAAUAAAGCGGCGAAGGAAGGAAAUGCUUAUAUUUGAUUAGGUGAAAAUUGCAGGAAAAUCGAAAUCAAAUAUGUAUAAAAAAUCCCUAAAGCAAAGGGGUAUGAUUAGCAACAACAAUAAGCAGCAAAGCUUACAAAGUGCAGAGUGUACAUAUGCAUGUUUGAGAGUGCGUAUGUGUACGAGCGAUGAUGUUGAUGUGCAUGUAAGUAGGUGUAGUUAUUUGUUUGUAUAAAUUUAUUUAACUACAGUCAAAGUGAAUUCACCGCAAUUGUCGCGUGAAUGAUGACGUCGAAAAAAAUUACACUUUUUGAUAUGAACGCUUAAUUAUAACUAUUAUAUAAUAUAAAUUAAGCGAAAAAUUAGCGAUAGUUUUGUUGAUGUGAACAUAUGUUUGUGCAAAAAUAAAAAAUAUAUUGAAAAAAUAAAUUAUAAUAUUCAUUACAAACUGUAUUUGUAUUGUAGUUCAAUGACGCACUAGUUGUUAUUCAAAUUGAACAAAUAAUAAUUAAAUUUAAAUUAUAAGCAUUUAGUUGUACAUAAUUCCCAUAAUUACGCACAUUGCGGUUUUAGUAACAACAAUUAACUUAAAACAACAAAAAAUACCUUUAAUGUGUUUACAUUACAUUUUCAAAGCACACUUUUUUGAACUAAAUUUUGUUUAUCAAAAUUAGUCUCGAAACAACAAAAUAGCAAACAAUUGU
This is a messenger RNA of Zeugodacus cucurbitae (melon fly), 3097 nucleotides long. RefSeq names its product GTP-binding protein Di-Ras2-like. Gene Ontology annotation, molecular function: GTP binding; GTPase activity. Bases 1535 to 2401 code for a protein of 288 amino acids. The record is from RefSeq and is a predicted model, not a curated record. The transcript is spliced from 9 exons. Lineage: Eukaryota; Metazoa; Arthropoda; Insecta; Diptera; Tephritidae.